AAGAGAGAUAAUCGCAGGCAUAACAUCACAUGCAUCACACACACUCUCAAGGAAUUUCUCUUCAGGCGACCUCUUUUCUUUUUUCCCCUCCUUUGCUCCUCCCCCUCUUUUCACUUUGCACUUUUAAUUUAUUCUUUCUCUCUAUUCCUCUCCUCCCUCAGUAUCCCUCUCUCUAACAUCUCUCUCUCUGAUCAGCUUCACCUGAAUUAUAGAUGCUGAAGCUGGGUGAAGGCUGCGUACAGGCAUCUAUAGCUUUUCAUCUUUUUUAUCCCUCUUUCUGGCUUUGUCUCGCUCGCUCAUCACUCUCUCACAUUCUGCUUCCCUCCUUCCCACCUGUUAAUCCUGGUCUGUCUGGCGCGAGGUUCCUGCUGUUUAUGAGAACUUUUACUCUCAGGCUUUCUCACAGCUAGAUGACGGUGCAGAAAGGCAAGCGGAUGGGCAUCUCCAUCCAGGAGCACAUGGCCAUCAACGUCUGCCCAGGCCCUAUUCGGCCAAUCAGACAAAUCUCCGCCUACUUUCCCCGCCUCUCUCCUACGUCCUCGUUUUCGGAUUCGCUGUCGCCCAACCAGCUGACCUUCCCGUCUACAGCUCCCCCAGCUGGAGGGGGGAGCUCUGGGGGAGGGGGGCUUCUGUCCCCCCUGUCUCCGGGGGCAACCGGAGGCGGAGGGACGCUGUCCGUCAUGAGUAGCAUGGACACAUCCGUGGAGAUCGACAGCUGCGACAGCGAUGACAACACAUCUUUAGGAACGCUGGAGUUUGAUGUGCUCUAUGAGUCAGCCACAAGUUCCCUACACUGCACCGUCCUCAAAGCCAAGGGUUUGAAGCCCAUGGACUUUAACGGCUUGGCUGACCCUUAUGUGAAGCUACACCUGCUCCCUGGAGCUUGCAAGGCCAACAAAUUGAAGACUAAGAUUGUGAAGAACACCCUCAAUCCUGUCUGGAACGAGACUCUUACCUACUGUGGCAUCACAGAAGAGGACAUGUACAGAAAAACACUCAGGGUGUCGGUGUGCGAUGAGGACAAGCUGACGCAUAAUGAGUUCAUUGGGGAGUCGAGGGUGGCCCUGCGUCGAGUGAAGCCUGACCAACCCAAGCACUUCAACGUCUGCCUGGAACACCCGCCCCCUCUGGCAUCUCCCACUGCUAUGAGCACAGCACUCAGAGGGAUCUCCUGCUACGUCAGAGAGUGGGAGUCGGAGCAGCAGCGGAGUUUGGAGGAGCGGGGUCGUUUGCUGCUGUGCUUACAGUUCCUUCCCCCGGCUCAGAACCAUGAGGGUGGGGAGGUCCCUGCCGAGACCAAGGAGAAAGCCAAGGGAGGCCUGUGUGUGGGGGUCCGACGCUGCGCUCACCUGGCUGCCAUGGACGUCAAUGGCUUCUCUGACCCCUACGUCAAAACGUACCUCAAACCAGACGUGAAGAAGAAAUCCAAACACAAGACGGCUGUGAUUAAAAAAACACUAAACCCUGAGUUUAAUGAGGAGUUUUUUUAUGAGAUUACAUUCAACGAGCUGGCAACCAAGACCCUGGAGGUUACAGUGUGGGACUAUGAUCUGGGGAAAUCCAAUGACUUCAUUGGGGGUGUGUCUCUGGGCUGUCAUUCGCAGGGCGACGCCCUCCAACACUGGAUAGACUGUCUGAAGAACAAGGGCACAAAGGUGGAGCGCUGGCACACACUGACCAACGAUCUGCCAGGAUCAGGCUUCCAGGAGUGAAGGAGCCGCCGCUGAGGGCCCACUCCCCGCCGGCCUGUUUCAUUAUCACCGGACCGUCUCCAGCCGAAUGGUCAUCCACCUUAAAUUAGCAGCCGAUGAGUGUUGGUGACUAGCGUGCGGCUACGCUGUACGAGUUCCGCCAAUGGGAAUUGCGCCGAAAUGUUUUCUCAAGUGGAGGAACUUCUUUUUGAGAACAGUUUCCAUAAUAUUUAUUCAGAAUCACUCAAAUCUUCUUAAUCUCUGGGUUUUAUUCACAGCUAGGCUUUUUAUAUCUGUUCCGCUCCACCACCUUGUUCAUUUCGCAGCGACACGCCUCUCAAAUGCAAUUAGCUAUUGUUUUAUGAAGGUUAAUGGAACUGCUGCAUAAUCUAGAAUGGUUUAUUCUAGGGUUAUUGUAUUAUACCAAACAUACACAAAUGAGUUUUAAAUCAGGGCAGCUUUGGGAAGUAUUAGAUUUAAAAAGCCAUCAUAUUUUGGUUUCAGUGCAAUAACUUCCCAAGUUUUUGGUUGCAAUAAGGCAAUGCUUCCUUCGAAUUCUGACAGAAGUGGUCUUAAGUCGAAAUGUGCAGUGUUAAGGAAUCGCCAUUAAACUGCUUGCUGUUGUGGUGAA
Messenger RNA from Astyanax mexicanus (Mexican tetra), 2322 nucleotides. RefSeq names its product double C2-like domain-containing protein alpha. The coding region runs from base 411 to 1712 and encodes 433 amino acids. The record is from RefSeq and is a predicted model, not a curated record. The transcript is spliced from 11 exons. NCBI's taxonomy places the organism in Eukaryota, Metazoa, Chordata, Actinopteri, Characiformes, Acestrorhamphidae. Gene Ontology annotation, cellular component: membrane.